UACCGAUUGACCCAUUUGUAUGACCUUUGAUAAGGCUAAUGUCCAUGGUGUUCAUAUUCAGUUACAAGCCCGGUCAUUCUAAAUUUAUUUAACAUUAAUGUAAUGUAACAGGAAAAUCAAGGUAUUACAGCUAAGCAUUCCGUGGUCAGGCGGAUGGAAACUUGCAGUGAUCUUUAUCUAAAUACCCGCCUUAUCAUUUAAACCGGAUCUUCAUUACAGUGAGUUUAGUGACAAUAAAAAAUCGUGUAUUAGGCCCUUGGCUUGGAAACCGUUUUUACCGAUUUGUAUACUUGUAGCAACAUAAUGGCUGCAGAAUCAGAGGAAAAAGCUUUGCGUUAUAGAAGAGCACAAAGUGUAACGCGAGCCGAAGAAAUUACAGAACAAGAAACGAAAGCAAGGAAGUCACAGCAAGAUAAACCAAUCCAUAAGCCAAGAGAUUCCCUGUUCUCAUGGAGCUCAGAGUUCAAGAACUUCACAGGCCUGGUGAACUGGGGGUUCCUCAUGCUGUCCAUUGGAGGUCUGCGCUUAUUCCUUGAAAAUUUGCUCAAACAUGGUUUUCGUGUGAACCCCAUAGAAUGGUUCAUAAUUCUCACUGGCCGGAAUGAGGGUGCCCAGAAUGAAUUUCCAUCAGUAGUAUUAAUCAUUUUUUCUGUUGUACUUGUUGUCGCAAGUCUUCUGAUAGAGAAAGCCAUGGCUGUGGAUAUGAUAUCCGGAAAACUUGGAAGUAUCCUACAAGUAUGCUACCUUAUUAUACUGGUGACUUUACCUGUGGCUGUUUUACAAUACAAGGGUCAAGAAUUUAGUGUUGUGGGGAGAACAACAGUGUGUUUUAUUUAUUUAAUAUUGUUCCUGAAAUUGUGGAGCUACGCCCAAACGAAUCACUGGGUCCGUAAAGGUGCGAAGGGGAAGUUCUCCAAGAACACUUUGCGGAGGCAAAGUCUAUCUGCACCCAAUUACAAUGAGCUCAUUAACGCGGAACAAGAUCAAACCAUCGAGGAGGAGAAAGGCGACGCGUUCGCGGUCGCCGGGCUGGUGAGGUACCCCGAAAACCUGAACCUCAAAGACCUGUUUUACUUCCUGCUCGCGCCUACCCUGUGUUAUGAAUUGAAUUUCCCCCGCACUACACGAAUUCGCAAGCGCUUCCUUAUCAAACGUCUACUCGAGGUGGUGUUCGGCGUGAACCUGGUGCUGGCGCUGUUCCAGCAGUGGAUGAUCCCGUCCGUCACCAACUCCAUCGAUACCUUCUCCAGGAUGGACUACCUGAACAUGUUGGAGAGGCUGCUGAAGCUUGCUGUACCAAACCAUCUAAUGUGGCUGUGCUUCUUCUACCUGACCUUCCACUCGUUUCUGAACCUGAUGGGCGAGCUGAUGCACUUCGCCGACCGGCACUUCUACGGCGACUGGUGGAACGCGAACAACAUCGGCACGUUCUGGCGCACGUGGAACCUGCCCGUGCACAAGUGGGCCGUGCGACACGUGUACAUUCCUAUUACCGAGAUGGGGUACAGCAAAACUACCGCCAGCGCCGCUGUGUUCCUUAUCUCGGCGUUGUUCCAUGAGUAUUUGGUGAGCGUCCCCCUGCAAAUGUACCGCGUGUGGGCAUUCCUGGGCAUGAUGGCGCAGCCGCCGCUGUCGGUGAUCUCGCGCUUCGCGGAGCUGCGGCUCGGGCCGCGCUACGGGAACCUCAUCGUGUGGAGCUCCAUCAUCCUCGGCCAGCCGCUCGCCAUCAUGAUGUACUACCACGACUACGCGCUCCAGCACUUUAAAGCGCAAGAACAGUGAAUACCGACUACAAUAUGUGGCAUUUUCAA
Cydia amplana is the source of this 1811-nucleotide messenger RNA. It is a transcript of the gene mdy, whose product is annotated as diacylglycerol O-acyltransferase 1. The transcript has 11 exons. Gene Ontology annotation, cellular component: endoplasmic reticulum membrane. Gene Ontology annotation, biological process: triglyceride biosynthetic process. Gene Ontology annotation, molecular function: diacylglycerol O-acyltransferase activity. NCBI's taxonomy places the organism in Eukaryota, Metazoa, Arthropoda, Insecta, Lepidoptera, Tortricidae. The record is from RefSeq and is a predicted model, not a curated record. Bases 304 to 1782 code for a protein of 492 amino acids.